GAGUCUUUUCCACGUUUGCAUCCGCCGCAGUGCUCCCAGGCCGGACCCGCAACGCCCGAGCUCCGCACGCCCUCGCCGGCUUCGCGCAGCGCCCCGCGGCCGUCUCUCGCUCCUCUCCUCGCCGCCCGGGAUGGCAUUCAGGUCCCGGGGCUGGCGGCCCCCGCUGCCGCCGCUGCUCCUGCUGCUGCUCUGGGUGACCGGGCAGGCGGCGCCAGUGGCGGGCCUGGGCCUGGGCUCCGACACGGAGCUGCAGAUCGAGAGGCGCUUUGUGCCCGACGAGUGUCCGCGCACCGUGCGCAGCGGCGACUUCGUGCGCUACCACUACGUGGGGACAUUCCCCGACGGCCAGAAGUUCGAUUCCAGCUAUGACAGAGACUCCACUUUCAACGUGUUUGUGGGAAAAGGACAACUGAUUGCAGGGAUGGACCAAGCUUUGGUCGGGAUGUGUGUGAACGAGAGGCGUUUUGUGAAGAUAUCCCCAAAUCUUGCCUAUGGAAGUGAAGGAGUUUCUGGUGUGAUCCCUCCAAAUUCAGUGCUUCAUUUUGAUGUACUCCUGAUGGAUAUUUGGAAUUCUGAAGAUCAGGUUCAGAUUCAUACUUACUUCAAGCCCCUCAGUUGUCCUCGGACCACCCAGGUGUCAGAUUUUGUAAGGUACCACUACAACGGAACGUUCUUGGAUGGGACGUUGUUCGACUCAAGUCAUAACCGCAUGAAAACAUAUGACACGUAUGUGGGAAUCGGCUGGCUGAUUCCUGGGAUGGACAAAGGGCUGUUGGGCAUGUGUGUGGGGGAGAAGCGUAUGAUCACCAUCCCCCCCUUCCUGGCCUAUGGAGAAGAUGGAGAUGGGAAAGACAUUCCUGGUCAGGCAUCUCUGGUGUUUGAUGUUGCAUUAUUGGACCUCCAUAACCCCAAGGACAGCAUUUCCAUCGAGAAUAAGGUAGUACCUGAAAAUUGUGAGCGACGAAGUCAAAGUGGGGAUUUUCUCAGGUAUCAUUACAAUGGCACACUUCUGGAUGGCACCUUCUUUGAUUCCAGCUACUCUCGAAACCGCACCUUUGACACGUACAUUGGGCAGGGCUAUGUGAUUGCCGGAAUGGAUGAAGGUUUACUUGGUGUUUGCAUCGGAGAGAAGCGGAGGAUUGUGGUUCCCCCUCACCUGGGCUAUGGAGAGGAAGGAAGAGGGAACAUCCCCGGCUCAGCUGUUCUGGUGUUUGACAUCCACGUGAUUGACUUCCACAACCCUUCAGACUCCAUCAGCAUCACCUCCCACUACAAGCCCCCCGACUGCUCUGUGCUGAGUAAGAAGGGAGAUUUCCUGAAGUAUCAUUACAACGCCUCUCUUCUGGACGGGACCCUGCUGGAUUCCACGUGGAAUUUAGGCAAAACGUAUAAUAUCGUUUUGGGAUCUGGACAAGUCGUACUGGGAAUGGAUAUGGGUCUCAGAGAGAUGUGUGUGGGAGAGAAGCGGACAGUGAUCAUCCCCCCUCACCUGGGCUACGGGGAGGCCGGCGUGGCUGGAGAAGUUCCUGGCAGCGCUGUGCUGGUGUUUGACAUCGAGCUGCUGGAGCUUGUUGCGGGCCUGCCUGAAGGGUACAUGUUCAUAUGGAAUGACGAGGUGUCACCCAACCUCUUCGAGGAAAUCGACAAGGACGGCAAUGGCGAAGUCCUCCUUGAAGAGUUCUCAGAGUACAUUCAUGCUCAGGUGGCAUCUGGCAAAGGGAAACUCGCUCCUGGCUUUGAUGCUGAGAUGAUUGUGAAGAAUAUGUUCACCAACCAGGACCGGAACGGAGAUGGAAAGGUCACGUCUGAGGAAUUUAAACUCAAAGACCAGGAGGCCAAACACGAUGAACUCUAAACCGGACUCAGCCUCCUAUGUGACUCCAAGCCCCGUCAUGGCAGAGCGUGCAUGAGGGCGCGAGGGUCUCAGAAGCGCACGGUCAGCAAGGAGUAGGUGGGUCAUGUGUACCUGGGCUUAUGUCAGGGGUGGGUUGUUCACGCGGUGAGAAUUUAGGCCUACUGCCAGGGAUCUUAAACAAAAUCGGUGUGAGGUGCCUCAUUGUGGGAUGCGUCGACUCUAGAAAAGGCUGCACUGCCAGCCAGUGUUUUGAGCCUUUGGGGUAGUUUUAUUAUUAAAGGAAAGUAGUGUCAGACAGGAGUUACAAAAAUCUUGCAGAGAACAGAAGGAAGUGACCAGGAUAUCUACAUAGGAGGAUUAAAAAAAAUUUUUAAACUUGCCAGUAUUUUAAAAGUAUUCUUCAAAUGGGCAGAAAAGACAGGGUGUGCCAACUUCCCAGAAAGCGGUGGAAAAGUGUCCUCACUGGCUCUGGUGAUGCCCAGCACACACACACACGCGCACACACACACACAGUUUCCUCACUGGCUCUGGUGAUGCCCAGCACACACACACACACACACAAACACACACAGUUUACAGUUCAUCCCCUUGUGCUGCUCCAAUUGACAGUGGAACUUAGAAGUUGAACAGAAAACAAGGCGUUUUGGACUAUGACUAGCAAAUUGUGCAUUUGCCAUAUACGAUUGCCUGCUUCCCUCUUUCUUAUCGCUGUCACUGUCCUGUAGAACACGCACCCAUCCUGAGUCCUGUGAGCAGACCAUACACAAAGGGCUGGUGGCUAAGGUGGACUCUAGCUAUCUCCCCGAGACCAAGACAAAAACAACAUCUCAGAUGAGCAUACACAGAUUACAUUUGUGUCCUAGAAAGGGCAGAGCCCUGAAGGGGGCCUCUCUUCAUGGGAAAACAAGGAAUCCUCACCUGCCCAACACCCCACCUUUUCUGGUACCGCAUUGCUACCUUAUGUUUCUUGUUCCCCAGUGGUGGUGGCACUCACUCUGAAGUAACCAUGAUUUCUCUUUUGGAACUGCUUUAUUUUACUAAUUUAAACUAUUUUGUACUGAUGUAGCCCUGAGAUACUUCAUGAAAAUGCCGUGCACUCAUUCAAUGGAAUUAAUGUUGGAAAACUGAUCUUUUGUAUAUA
Molecule: messenger RNA, 2996 nt
Organism: Condylura cristata (star-nosed mole)
Lineage: Eukaryota; Metazoa; Chordata; Mammalia; Eulipotyphla; Talpidae
Gene: FKBP9
Product: FK506 binding protein 9, 63 kDa
Exons: 10
Coding region: 131-1855 (574 amino acids)
Molecular function (GO): peptidyl-prolyl cis-trans isomerase activity; calcium ion binding
Source: RefSeq, a predicted model, not a curated record